Messenger RNA from Penicilliopsis zonata CBS 506.65, 1482 nucleotides. RefSeq lists its product as hypothetical. The coding region runs from base 114 to 1421 and encodes 435 amino acids. The transcript has 5 exons. The record is from RefSeq and is a predicted model, not a curated record. Lineage: Eukaryota; Fungi; Ascomycota; Eurotiomycetes; Eurotiales; Aspergillaceae.
AGGCCUUUGAAGGACCGCUGCUCCAGGCGUGUGAAGAAGAUGAAGCAACGUUCCAGUUCGUCGAUUGUCUGGCCCCAGGCACCGACAGCCGCCAUGUGAUCAAACGACACGUGAUGAGAGAGUAUAUAAAGCGCACGAAGAAACAGAAGACGGAGACGGCGAAGACGACGAGGACGCCGACAGAGGCGUUGGGAACAGCACGGCUGCUGGAGCGUCCGUGGCUUGGCCGUGUAGGGGACGUAGACCCCUUCGAUGCGUUUCCCAUCCGCAUGGAAGCGUAUAUGAUGAACCUCCUUGACUUUUAUUCGACGGCGGGGUCCCAGGCCCUGUAUCUGAUAGAGAGCCAGACGGCGUACGACCCCAUCAAAUCGUACUGGCUGCCCUUGGCGUUUGGCCAUGCGGCGCUGCUCCAUUCAGUCAUUGCCUGUGCCGCUGCCAUUGCGUCUGGGUCGUUUCAUGACCGGCUCGCAGUGUUUCACCUGAAUGCAGCAAUCCGUUUGCUCAACCGGGACCUUGAAGGGACCUCGUCUCGAGCAACGUCUGACGCCAACAUCGCUGUUGUGUGUACAGUAGCCAUGAUCGAGGAAAAUACCGGCUAUCACCAGAAUUGGAGAAUCCACAUGAAGGGACUGCGCGAGCUUGUACAGCUACGUGGCGGACUCAACGCAUUCAUCUCUUCGCCCUUGAUCUUGAACAAAAUACAACGAGCCGAUCUGUGUGGGUGCAUCGAGACCGGCGAGAGACUGUACUUUAGCGACGACUUUUCAAAGUUCCCUCAUCCCCAUAUUGGUUUAGACUGUGGUCUUUCGAAAGCGUUGCAGACGGUGAUCUGUCCUAAUGACCGGAUGACAAGCCUAAUUGCGCGGCUUGCACACACUGUCCAAUCGUUGAACCAGCUCUGUGAAGGAGACGACACGAUCAAUCCCACCGCGGUUCGCACUGCCCUCACCUUCCUCCAAUAUGAUAUGCUAUCCCUCGAAUGUGACUCUAUACUUUCUAAGAUGCUCCGCACAGCGCUGCUUCAGCUCCUAUGGACUAUUGCAGAGAAACUUCCCCAUAAAUCUGCCUUUGGGACUGGCAGCAACGUCUUGCAGCUCAGGAUCAAGUCGUUGAUUGAACAGACUCAGAAUGAGCAUAUCUAUUGUAAUGAUGACGGCUUUAACAACUUUCAGUUAUGGGUCUUGCUCUUAGCAGGAUGCUCAACAUCCAACAACCCUCCUCUCAAGAACUGGUACCUGUCGUCUAUUCAGUCGCUCGGAUUAUCCAUGGAUCUGUGCGGCCGUGACUGGGCCGACGUCAAGGGCCGAGUGCAGUCUUUUUUCUGGGUCCCUAGGCUUUAUGGAAACGCUUUUGAGAUGGUAUGGAACGAGGCAAAUUGUUUUGAAAAACAUGCCACAGUUUUACCACUCCUACCUAAAUAAUGAAUAAUGUCAAGUUGUCAUUCUCAUCCCAUGGAAUAGAAUAUAAGUGAGCUCGAAGCAA